AUGCUGAGGAGAACUGAGGCGGCUCUCAUUGGGGAUGAGGAAGGAAGCCGAGUCUUUACAGUGACAUCCCACAAGGGAACCCGCUUUUGGCACGCAGGUAGCCCAGCUGUGGACUCCUCUGGGAUCUGCUUUGGCUGUAGAAAUCACCUUGCCAGGUCAUUCCCUUCUUGGGCAACUCUUCUAUGGAAACUGAGUAUUGCAGCUUAUAAAAUGCUGGCUCAGUGGGAGCACAGCGCCCCCAGCAGUGGGCGGGCGGGGGGCGUUUCUGUUCUCCAGCGAAGGGUGUUUGCUGGGGAGCAGGGGGCCGGCUCCUCCCCCCCCCGCCCCCCUCCUGUCCGGCGGUCUCCUCGCGGGCGGAGGGCGGGGGGUCGGCCUUGUUUCUGCCUGGCUCGGGGCUGCACGGCGGGCUCUCCUUGUCCCUCCAAGGCCUCUUCGCUCAUCCUAAGCCUAGUGACUGAACACCCCGGGCAGCUGGGUUUCAGCGGCGCCCCUCGGGGGUGGCCACGCCCAGGCUCCAGAAAAUGUGAGCACGAAAGCUGGGAACGUGACCCUCCGCUGGGCGCUGGGCGACGGGCAGCGCCAACCUCUUCAGUAUUUGGAGCUGCCCUGCCCGUUAGCUCGUCCUAUGCUCGCGUGCCCACGACUGAAGGGCGAACAGGCAGCCGGGAAGGUUUAAGGGAAGACCCGGAAGGUAAGAAAAAAGAAAAAUGGAACAGGAAAACAAUGAACAUCUCAAGGACCUCCCAGGCGCCCUGCAGUAUGUCACCUCAUUUUACACGGCAGGAAGCAUUUCAGAAAGAUCAGCAGCUAAAAGGCUGGCAGCUCACUGCCAUAUUAACGAGAAGGAAAGCGGCGGGGGAGUUUAAGACGCGAAUACCUGCUGUUUUGAGACACCUAAUUAGAAAACAACGUCAUAGUGAAUUAGUAGGGCAAGUCACUAGCUCCGCCAGAGCUAAAAUAAAUGGGCCGCCAGAGGAAUCACAAAGCAAGGUCUAUUAUUGUCCCCAUGGAUCUGGAGAUUCCAGGCACAAGUCACAGUUGUGAUGGGGACUGGGCCUGCAUUUUUAGUAUCAUGCUAAACAGAAGCCCUUCUCAACACACCUGCCGGGUCGCUGCACAGAAUCCUAUGGCAGUCGGAAAUGCUCGUGUCACUUGAACUUGUCCAGAUGUAAUGAGAAACAUCAAGCCUCCAAAACAAAACCCUUUGAUAAGCUCUCGGCAAGAAGAGACUAUUCUUUCAUAGAAAAUGCUUAUGUAGAUGAUCUCUUACAAAGAAAUAGUUAUCUUUCAACUUGCUGAGAUGUUUCAUAGAGAGGAAUUAUAGGUGAUCAGCUGUUUCUAGUUGGGGGUCUCAGAAACCCACCCUUACCAAGACAAUGAGUGUUGGCAUGCUGUGUUCAUUCCAUCUCUCACUUUUCCAUUCCUUCAGCCAUAGGAGUUGAGGGUCAUGUCACAAUGAGAGGAGAAAAGGCAAUGCAACACUGCAAGUAAGGGAUACUAUAUACCUUUAAGGGACAGAGCUGUUAGGGAGCAACCCAGUGGCAAAGGUUAGAAACUAUGCAAAUAAUGGCAGCCUAGAUUUGGGCUAGGAUGAUCCUUGAAUGCUAGUGAGCUUGAUAUUUACUGUGCCAUCAGUUUUGAGCCUAGGCAUGUGUAUUCUCAGAUGAGUGGUAUACAAGACAGAGCAGAGGCAAGGAGACCAAUCAGGAAGUGAGUGUGGUCACCAUCCUUGGUUGAGCAGACCCUUGCAACCUCGCAGCAUUUCCUCCUCCCUCUGAGCACCCAGGCUACCCCUUUACCUUGUGGUUUACAACUGUUCUUUACUAUGUCACAAACAAACUUCUACUGUAAAAAACCAGUGAACGUUUCCUCAGGCUUAGCUUAUAAAACCUUUCUUUUCCACUUGCAUGGUUAGAUACUAACUCUGGCUGGAAAUUUCUCUAAAAUACAAUUGCCUGCUGAUUUAUUUCAAGCUGUUGCUCUGAUACAGGCUUUUCAUCUAUCUGCCCAUCAGUACAUAUUGGUGUUCAUAAGACUUUAACAUGAGAUGCGCCUUGGGAAAUGUCUUGCUUAUUUACAACUUCUAAAGCUAAAGUUCUUCAUAGAAAAUCUAUUGAUAUUAAACAGAAACUCAAAAUGUGAAACUUUAUGGAGGAAAUUUUAUCACUACAUUGGUGUCAGCAUUAUAUUUUAAUGAAUUUAUCUCUUUCUGAAAUGAAGAUCCAGGUUCAGAUAGAUAAGAUCCCUUUCACCUUAACUGUGUUACAGCUGUGCCAAUUUGUAUCCACAAUCAGACUAGUGGCAUUGACUGGUUGAGAUGAGAGAUAAAGACAUUAUCUAGUUUGGAUAGGUUCUUGCUGAAGUCUUUUAAAUUACCCUCCCUGGUCCAAAA
Messenger RNA from Cavia porcellus (domestic guinea pig), 2392 nucleotides. RefSeq lists its product as uncharacterized. The transcript is spliced from 3 exons. Lineage: Eukaryota; Metazoa; Chordata; Mammalia; Rodentia; Caviidae. Bases 1 to 1044 code for a protein of 347 amino acids. The record is from RefSeq and is a predicted model, not a curated record.